Suncus etruscus (white-toothed pygmy shrew) is the source of this 2372-nucleotide messenger RNA. It is a transcript of the gene APLP1, whose product is annotated as amyloid beta precursor like protein 1. Gene Ontology annotation, cellular component: plasma membrane; Golgi apparatus. The record is from RefSeq and is a predicted model, not a curated record. NCBI's taxonomy places the organism in Eukaryota, Metazoa, Chordata, Mammalia, Eulipotyphla, Soricidae. Bases 55 to 2013 code for a protein of 652 amino acids. The transcript has 17 exons. Gene Ontology annotation, molecular function: alpha-2B adrenergic receptor binding; transition metal ion binding; alpha-2C adrenergic receptor binding. Gene Ontology annotation, biological process: central nervous system development; axonogenesis.
GUCACCGCCGGGGCCGGGCGGGAGUGCAGGGGACCUGAGAGCGAGGGUCGGGACAUGGGGCCCUCCAGCCCCGCUGCCCGAGGUCCGGGUGGCCGCCGGGGCCCGCCGCCGCUGCCGCUGUUGCUGCCACUGUUGCUGCUGCUGCUGCUGCGCGGGAGUCUGGCCGGUGGGAGCCCCGGCGCGGCCGAGGCUCCCGGGUCGGCCCAAGUGGCAGGAAUAUGUGGCCACCUAACCCUGCACCGAGACCUGCGCACCGGCCGCUGGGAGCCGGACCCGCAGCUCUCCCGACGCUGCCUCCGAGACCCGCAGCGUGUGCUGGAAUACUGCAGACAGAUGUACCCGGAGCUGCAGGUGGCCCGCGUGGAACAGGCGACACAGGCCAUCCCUAUGGAACAGUGGUGUGGGGGUGCGCAGAGUGGCCACUGUGCCCAUCACCACCAUGAGGUUGUGCCUUUCCGCUGCCUACCCGGUGAAUUCGUAAGCGAAGCCCUCCUGGUUCCUGAAGGAUGCCGCUUCCUACACCAGGAGCGUAUGGACCAGUGUGAGAGUUCAACCAGGAGGCACCAGGAGGCACAGGAGGCCUGCAGCUCCCAGGGCCUUAUCCUGCAUGGCUCAGGCAUGCUCCUGCCCUGUGGCGCCGAUCGCUUUCGAGGUGUGGAGUAUGUGUGCUGUCCUCCUCCUGUGACUUCCGAUCCAUCUGGGGCAGUAGGCGGGGACCCCUCGACCCGGUCCUGGCCCCCAGGGAGCAGAGUAGAGGGGGGUCAGGAUGAGGAAGAGGAGGAAUCCUUCCUACAGCCAGUCGAUGACUACUUCGUGGAGCCCCCAGAGGCUGAAGAUGAAGAAGAAGAGGAGGACAGGGUUUCCCCCUCUACCGCAAGCUCCCAUACUCCCGCGGGGGUCAGCAAAGUGACUCCUACCCCAAGGCCCACAGAUGGAGUGGACGUGUACUUUGGCAUGCCAGGAGAAAUCAGUGAGCAUGAGGGGUUCCUGCGGGCCAAGAUGGAUCUGGAGGAACGUCGGAUGCGCCAGAUUAAUGAGGUGAUGCGUGAAUGGGCCAUGGCAGACAACCAGUCCAAGAACCUGCCUAAAACUGACAGACAGGCCCUGAAUGAGCACUUCCAGUCGAUUCUGCAGACCUUGGAGGAGCAGGUGUCUGGAGAGCGACAGCGCCUGGUGGAGACUCAUGCCAAGAGAGUCAUCGCACUCAUCAAUGACCAGCGUCGAGCUGCCCUGGAAAGCUUCCUGGCAGCUCUGCAGGGGGACCCACCUCAGGCAGAGCGUGUCCUGCUGGCCCUGCGGCGCUACCUGCGAGUGGAGCAGAAGGAGCAGAGACACACGCUGCGCCACUACCAGCAUGUGGCUGCCGUGGAUCCUGAGAAGGCCCAGCAGAUGCGCUUCCAGGUCCAGACUCACCUGAGAAUAAUCGAGGAGAGGAUGAAUCAGAGCCUGGGGCUUCUUGACCAGAACCCUCACCUGGCUCAGGAACUGCGACCCCAGAUUGAGGAGCUUCUCCGCUCUGAACACCUGGGUCCCAGUGACUUGGAUGCACCUGUCUCAGGGGGUAGCAGUGAGGACAAGGGUGGGCUGCCAUCUGUGGAGUCCAAGGACGCAGAGUCCUCCACGGUCUUUCCAAAAGGGUCCACAGAACAAGAUCCUGCCUCCCCCGAGAAAGAGAAGCCAUCCCCAUCCGAGCAGAAUGAGCGAAAGGUGAAUGUGUCUGUUCCAAGGGGAUUUCCUUUCCAUUCAUCGGAGAUUCAGAGAGAUGAACUGGCACCCGCGGGGACAGGCGUGUCCCGAGAGGCUGUGUCGGGUCUGCUGAUCAUGGGUGCAGGCGGGGGCUCCCUGAUCAUUCUCUCCCUGCUGCUCCUGCGAAGGAAGAAGCCCUACGGGACCAUCAGCCAUGGGGUGGUGGAGGUGGACCCCAUGCUCACCCUGGAGGAACAGCAGCUACGGGAGCUACAGCGUCACGGCUAUGAGAACCCCACCUACCGCUUCUUGGAGGAACGACCCUGAACCUCUCCCCACCACCCCCAUCCCUGCGGCCAAGCCCAGACCUUCCCUCUUCCUGGAGCCCUCCAGCAUCCCACAUUCUAACCUGGGGGAAGGGACACCAAAAAGUUUCAUUUCACACCCUUUCAAGGGGGGACUGACUUUCCCCUUUUCCAAUUCCAAAUGGCAUCCUGAAAAAAAAAAAUCUCCAGGUAUUCCCAGCUGCUCCCCCGCUUGGCACCUCCUGUCUUUAAUUUAUCUCGUAACUUAAUUUAUUGUUCUUUAAGGUGACCGCCAGCUGGGUCCCAGUGUCUGUUGUUCCCUGGAAUUCACUGUCCCACUUUGUCCCCCACUAACAUCCAAUAAAGCCUUUUUCCCCACCA